CUCUCCUCUCUCUCUCUCUCUGUGUUUUCUGCCCUCCUUUUUGAGGUGCCACACAUCUUACCUCCUUAAUUUCUUCAAAUCUUCAUGUUUUUUGAUCUGGGUUUCUUGUUUUUUCCUUUUUAGAUCUUUCUUAACUCUUCAAAGUCUCCAUUUUUUCCUCUAGUUUUCAUUUUGCUAAUCAACUAACUCUUAGAAAGAGAAAACCCCAUCUGGGCCUUACUCUCUUUUUAGUUUCAAUGCUUCCCUUUGCAGAUUCAAAGUAAUGGGUUUCUUGUUAAAGAUGCAAAUACGCUUUGUUUCACAUCAGGAGAAAAGGAAACAAAUCAAAAAAGCUAUCAACUGAGUCUAAUAUGGCUUUCUAGCAUCAUUGAAUUGAAUAUUUCAUCUUUAAUCCCUUAUAAGAAAAAAAAGGGUUCUUUCCUGCAAUCGAGUGGAGGAGAGUUUUCCUAUUUGUAUGAGUAUUCUAUAGUUGACCUUUGAAAUUAUGGGUAGAGGUAGAGGAAAGGGAAAGAAGUUGACCGUUAGCAAUCAUGAGGACCCCGGAAGUGGUGAGGAAGAGAAAAUUCCAGCACAAAAAAGAAGGGGAAGGCCACAAAAACCACUAAAGGAUGAUAUUGAUGAAGAAGAAGCUGAGAAAAUAGAAGAGGAGGAUGGUGAGAACGGAAAAGCUGGUAUUGUGAGCAAAGAAAUAAAAAGUCCCACUGCAACAGAGAAUGGAAAGAAGAGGAAGCGUAACUCACAGGUCAAAGAGAAGUCAGAUUCAGUCAAAGAGGAAAAUGGUAUUGGAACCAGGUCAAGUACUGAUGACUCAACUAAGUCGAAUGGAUUUCGGCAUAAUGGAAGCAGGAGGAAAAACAAACCCCGUCGGGCUGCUGAAGCAGUCGUUGAAUGCAAGUAGGGUUGUGGUUGGCUAUUGCACUCAGUCUCAUCCCUUAUGUGUUGCCUGAUAAGUGACAGGAUGGGAAGUGAGUCCUAGUGCUCUCUCAUUUCAAAUUUUUUUUCCCUUUUUGGUCUGUUUUCUAAUUUUUUACAAUUGCGUAUCUUUAAUUUGUUCUUAUUUCACGCGGGAGUUUUGGAGCUGAUUUUGCUGGUUGUAAUUUUUGAUAAUGCUAUUAUAUUUUAUAUCAUUUCUUGUUUCUUGUAUUA
Messenger RNA from Pistacia vera, 1146 nucleotides. RefSeq lists its product as uncharacterized. The record is from RefSeq and is a predicted model, not a curated record. The transcript is spliced from 3 exons. Lineage: Eukaryota; Viridiplantae; Streptophyta; Magnoliopsida; Sapindales; Anacardiaceae. Bases 485 to 898 code for a protein of 137 amino acids.